Messenger RNA from Bactrocera dorsalis (oriental fruit fly), 2209 nucleotides. RefSeq names its product fatty acyl-CoA reductase wat. Lineage: Eukaryota; Metazoa; Arthropoda; Insecta; Diptera; Tephritidae. The record is from RefSeq and is a predicted model, not a curated record. Gene Ontology annotation, molecular function: alcohol-forming very long-chain fatty acyl-CoA reductase (NADP+) activity. The coding region runs from base 629 to 2161 and encodes 510 amino acids. The transcript has 9 exons. Gene Ontology annotation, biological process: long-chain fatty-acyl-CoA metabolic process. Gene Ontology annotation, cellular component: peroxisome.
CAUUACAUGUUUUUUUUUUUACGUUGCACACGUUUGGUCAUCGGUGGCGUUACGUUGUGGCUGAUCGUAGUGUGCUAUGCUAUUAUUGGCGAGGUGGAAUGGGGAUGGAGAAAUUUGAUUUAAGCUUUAUUAAAUGUGCGCUUGCGGAACCGCUUACGAACUUUAUUUUUCUUACACCUUUUUCCAAAACUGUUGAAGUAGGGGACUCGAAGUUAUGUGACACGAAGCUAUAGUGCAGUUUGAUACGCUAAAUAGCUAACAGUGCGGCAUGGUAAUAGUUUCUGGUCAGCAAAUGUGUUAGAUUUAAACUGAGCAUACUUUCGUCGGGGUGUACACAAUGAAGAGCUUAAUAAAAAAAUCAAAUUACUAUAAUAACAAUAGUGACUGCUAACAAGUGUUUAAUAAUUACAGCUGCAUAAAUAAUUUAAUAUUGUCUUUUCGCGCUAAUAAUAUCUACUAUAUGUUAGAAAAUAAAUACUGCAAUAAAUACCUAUGAGCGUAGAUGUAUUUUUAAUUUAAAUUUAAACGCCGCAUAUUGUAACCCCAUUUCCGCUUAUAAAAGCGCUGCAGCUUUCACUAUUUUCGAUUUAAUCGUCAUUAAAGUAAAAACAAACCAAAAACAAACAUUAUGCGCAUAAGCGGGUUAAUGGUAGAAGAAAAGGCAACUCCACUUCAACACUUCUACGAGGGUGCCAAUAUACUAAUAACUGGAGGAACAGGCUUUCUCGGAAAAAUAUUACUAAAUAAAUUAUUUACGUCAUGCCCUGGCAUAGAAAAUAUUUAUAUUUUAAUUCGUAAGAAAAACAACAAGGAUGUGCAUACACGUGCGGAGGAGAUAUUUAAUGAUCCGAUUUUUAAUGUUAUGAAAAAGGUGGCACCUAAGUUUCGUCAUCAGUUUCAAGGCAUUGCAGGUGAUUGCUUGUUGCCCGACUUGGGUCUUAGUCGAGAAGAUCGGAAGCUGCUUAUUCAACGGGUGAAUAUCGUAUUUCACAUGGCAGCAACCGUGCGAUUUGAUGAAAAAUUGAAAAUUGCUAUGCAAAUAAAUGUGAAGGCAGCGCGCGAUAUUAUGUUGCUUUGUAGUGAAAUGAAGCAUCUAAAAAGUGUCUUGCACGUCUCCACAGCAUAUACCCAAUGUCCCCUCCGCCAAAUCGAUGAGAAAUUUUAUUCACCACCUAGUGAUUCGAAAAACUUAAUACUUUUGACAGAAUGCAUGCCGGACAAGCUACUAGAAUCAAUGACACCUGUACUAUUGGGUAAAUGGCCGAAUACUUAUACCUUCACAAAAGCUAUUGCUGAGGAUAUAAUAAAGAUGUACGGAAAUAAAUUGCCAGUAGGGAUCUUUCGGCCUGGCAUAGUAAUUUCAACGUAUCGCGAUCCCGUCUGCGGUUGGAUAGACAACUUUUAUGGACCAACAGGAGCUAUUGCUGGAGCUGGCACAGGUGUCAUACGAACAUUACGUUGUGACCCACGUGCUGUCGCUAAUAUGGUUCCAGUUGAUUUGUGUGUGAAUAGCAUAAUUGCAGCGGCAUGGGACAUAUCACAAAAACACAAUAUCAUCACACUUGAAAAAGAUAUACCAGUUUAUAAUUUCUGUACAUCAAAAUUCAAUCAGCUGACUUGGGGCGAUUUUACUACCAAAACAACGAAAUACGGCCUAAUGUACCCCACAAUCAAAGCUCUGUGGUAUUUGUGCUACGCCAAUACUCCGAACAAGUUUCUGCACUUAUUGUCAAUUUUUUUUUUACACUAUGUUCCCGCUGCUAUUUUUGAUGUAUUUUGCAUGUGCAUGGGGAAAAAACCUCGGUUGCUAAAUACUUAUAAAAAAAUUCAUAGAUUUAUGCGUGUGAUUGAAUACUUCUCAAUGCGACAGUGGGAUUUCCAAAUUGAUAAUGUGAUUAAUCUGUGGAAUCGCCUGUCCGAUAAAGAUAAGGAUAUAUUUUUCUUCGAUAUGACACAAUUAGAUUGGGAUUUAUUUUUACAGCAAUACUUCCGAGGUAUACGACAAUAUUUGUUACAUGACCCACUUGAUACAAUACCGCAGGCACUUGUAAGAUGGAAUAGGCUAUACUGGUUGCAUCAGUGUAUAAAGUUACUUGUAUUAUUGUGCUCAGCUCAUAUUAUUUGGUUGUUUUUUUCCAAAACUCUGCUAAAAUAUAAUUAAUAAUUACGUAUAUUAUGACAUUCGAGUAAAUAAAUUUUGUAUUUUAUA